GUGCCUUCCGAAGAGAUGCCUGCUAGAGGAGAGCGGUCCGGUUGCGUGCGGCUGCCCUUCCCAAACCCGAUCAGUUCUCCCUCAAAAACCAAAAAAAAAAGUGGAAAAAGGAGGAAAAAAAAUUGUGAUCGACGGAUCUCCGAUCCAUCAAUCGGAAUCCUAUCUGUCGUCGUCGUUGUGUUUUGGAUCGGUAAGGGUUCGUGUAGGAUCUGGGGAAGUAACAAAAUUGUGAUUGUCGGGAUUGGAGUGUUGAGAUGGCGAUUCAGCACCAGGCGGUUGUAUCCAGCGCGGAGGCCGCAAUGGGUGGUGGCGCGGGCCAGUUCCCUUCGACGUCGCUGUACGUCGGGGACUUGGAGUCGGGUGUUUCGGAUGCGCAGCUGUAUGAUGUCUUUAGUCAAAUCGGACAGGUUGUGUCGGUCCGUGUGUGUCGCGACAUCAGCUCACGUCGCUCACUUGGUUACGCCUACGUGAACUUCAGCGAUCCUGCCGAUGCGGCAAAGGCAAUUGAAAUUCUUAAUUUUACACCUCUCAAUGGAAAGGCUAUUCGCCUUAUGUAUUCAAAUCGUGACCCUAAUAUGCGCAGAAGUGGUGCUGCCAACAUAUUUAUUAAGAAUCUGGACAAAACUAUAGACAACAAAGCUCUGUAUGAUACAUUUUCUGUCUUUGGUAGCAUUCUGUCCUGCAAGGUUGCCCUAGAUGCAUCUGGCCUUUCAAAAGGCUAUGGAUUUGUUCAUUUUGAACAAGAGGAGGCAGCACAAAAUGCUAUUGAAAAGUUAAAUGGCAUGCUCAUGAAUGAUAAGAAAGUAUUUGUUGGGCCAUUUGUUCGUAAACAGGAGAGGGAGGGUGCUGCAGCCACUGUUAAGUUCAAUAAUGUAUUUGUAAAAAAUCUUUCAGAAUCUGUAACAGAUGAAACACUACAAGAAGUUUUUGGUGAAUUUGGAAAGAUCACUAGUUGUAUUGUGAUGAGGGAGGGAGAUGGAAGAUCCAAGUGCUUUGGCUUUGUCAAUUUUGAGAACCCUGAUGAUGCAGCGAUGGCUGUUCAGGAACUUAAUGGGAAAAAAUUUGAUGAUAAGGAAUGGUAUGUUGGAAAAGCACAAAAGAAGUCUGAAAGAGAGCAGGAACUUAAAGAGAGAUUUGAGCAAAGUAAGCAGGAGGAUAGUGAAAAAUUCCAAGGGGUUAACUUAUACUUGAAGAACUUGGAUGAUAGCAUCGGGGAUGGUAGCUUAAGAGAACUUUUCUCUGGAUUUGGGACAAUUACUUCUUGCAAGGUUAUGCUUGAUAAAAAUGGUGUGAGCAAGGGAUCUGGAUUUGUUGCUUUCCAGUCUUCUGAAGAUGCAUUACGGGCUGUGUCGGAGAUGAAUGGCAAAAUGGUUGGUAGCAAACCACUUUAUGUUGCACUUGCACAACGCAAGGAAGAUAGGAGAGCCAGAUUGCAGGCUCAGUUUUCGCAAACUCGCCCUGUGGCAAUGCAGGCUUCAGUUGCUCCACGUGUUCCAUUAUAUCCUCCUGGUGCACCUGGAUUGGGGCAGCCACUUUUCUAUGGUCAACCACCUCCUGCACUUGUUCCUCAGCCUGGAUUCGGCUUCCAACAGCCACUUGUUCCUGGGAUGAGGCCUGGUGGUGCACCGUUUCCCAAUUUCUUUAUGCCAAUGGUCCAACCGGGUCAGCAAGUUCAACGUCCAGGUGGAAGACGUGGAGCAUCAGGUGCUGCCCAUCAGAAUCAGCAGCACCCCAUGCCCAUGAUUCAGCAACAGAUGCUGUCAAGGGGUGGACGGCCCUAUCGGUAUCCAGUUGGGCGUAAUGUGCAAGAUGCUUCUGGCAUGGCUGGAGGAUUGUUCCCAUAUGACAUGGGUGGUAUGCCUAUAAGGGAUGCUGCCGUAUCACACCCUAUUCCUAUAGGUGAACUGGCUUCAGCUCUUACAAAUGCUACACCAGAGCAUCAGAGAACGUUGCUGGGCGAAAGUUUGUACCCACUUGUGGAGCAGCUGGAGCCUGAGUAUGCUGCCAAAGUUACGGGCAUGCUCUUGGAGAUGGACCAAACUGAAGUUCUUCAUUUGCUGGAAUCACCUGAGGCUCUAAAUGCAAAGGUAGCAGAGGCCCUGGAAGUCUUGCGAAGCGUCGCACAGCAUCAGCAGCAGGCUGUCUCGCCGGUUGACCGCUUGGCUGCCUUGUCACUGAAUGAUGUCGUUUCCUGAGUUUGCCUUUUUGAUUCCGCUGGGGCUUCUGAAAUUGUAGUUGGUUGAGUUUUGACUGGACAUGUUCCUUGUGACGGGUGGUUAAGGUUUUCGUUAUUUGUUCGGUUUGCUUGGUAGGAAGAUCUUUGAAACUCUGCAGUUAUUUAAUAUGUUUUUAGAGUAAUCAUAAAUGAGUUGGGACUUGUCAAGUA
This is a messenger RNA of Zingiber officinale, 2386 nucleotides long. Its product is annotated as polyadenylate-binding protein 2-like. Gene Ontology annotation, molecular function: RNA binding. Gene Ontology annotation, cellular component: ribonucleoprotein complex. The transcript is spliced from 9 exons. Bases 255 to 2195 code for a protein of 646 amino acids. NCBI's taxonomy places the organism in Eukaryota, Viridiplantae, Streptophyta, Magnoliopsida, Zingiberales, Zingiberaceae. The record is from RefSeq and is a predicted model, not a curated record.